AGGCCGAGGGCAGGGGAGAGACUGGGAGAUCCCCAAGGCCUGGCCUUCCCCAAGAAUGACCCCAGCACAGCUCCUGCUGACUGAACACUGCUUCCUUGCUGGGCACCCUGCUAGGCAGUCCCUGCACUGAGAGUUAGGGCCACAGUGUGACAGAGACAGAGAUAAGGCCCUUUUUAGUUUAUGUUUUGGUAGGGAGUGGGGAGACAGCAGUAAACAAAAACAUAUUUAAGGAGUAAAUUAUCUCUAUCUUAGGUGAUCCAUGAAAAGUCCAGCAGAGUGAAGGGGACUGAGAAGACCCAGGAAGAGGGCUUGGGACUUUAAAAAGGGUGGUCACUAAGAGUUGCCAGGCAGACCCAGGAUAGGAUGGGCAGCCCCGUGCACCGAGUGUCACUAGGGGACACCUGGAGCAGGCGUGUGCACGCUGACAUAGACGGCGAGAGGCAUGGGCAGUCCUUCGACGUGGAACGGCUCACCAACAUCCUUGAUGAAGGUGCCCAGAACACUGCACUCCGGAGGAACGUUGAGAGCAUCAUCUGCAGUGACCCAGUGUUUACCUGUAAGGACAAUUAUUUCAUGACCCAGAAUGAACGCUAUGAGGGCGCCAUGCGGAAGACGGUCCACCUGCACAUGACAUCUCAGAGACUGGGCUGGUCAGAAAAGGAAGUAAACUAUGCUUACAGGAUACUCAAUCACAGCAUCUAUCCCCACAGUGCUCUUUCUGGAGACUUGGCACUAAAUUUGCACCGAGUCUUCUUGACAGCCCUCACGAGCCUGGGCUCGGAGGAACAGAUUGCCAAAUGGGAGCCACUCUGCAAAACAUUCCAGAUCAUCACAACAUAUGCCCAGACAGAACUGGGACAUGGGACAUACCUUCAGGGCCUGGAGACUGAAGCCACCUAUGACACAGCCACCCAGGAGUUUGUGAUACAUAGCCCCACAAUGACUGCCACCAAAUGGUGGCCUGGAGACCUGGGACGGUCAGCCACACACGCCCUGGUACUUGCCCAGCUGAUCUGUUCAGGAGCCCGGCAAGGCAUGCAUGCCUUCAUUGUGCCCAUCCGGAGCCUUCAGGACCAUACCCCACUGCCAGGAAUCACCGUUGGGGACAUCGGGCCCAAGAUGAACUUUGAUCAAACAGACAAUGGCUUCCUGCGACUGGACCAUGUGCGAGUCCCUAGGGAGAACAUGCUCAGUCGCUUUGCACAGGUCUUGCCAGAUGGCACCUACAUCAAGCUUGGGACAGCAAAGAGCAACUAUCUUUCCAUGGUGGUGACUCGGGUGAAACUGCUAUUAGGCGAGAUCCUGCCCUUGAUGCAGAAGGCUUGUGUCAUUGCCAUACGCUACUCGGUCAUACGUCGCCAAUCCAGGCUCCGGCCCAGUGGCCCGGAAGCAAAAGUCCUGGACUACCAGACACAGCAACAGAAACUCUUUCCUCAGUUGGCCAUGAGCUAUGCCUUCCAUUUCCUGGCAGUCAGCAUUUUGGAAUUCUUGGAGCACUCCUACAGUGCCAUUCUGGACAAAGACUUCAGCCUCCUGCCUGAGCUCCACUCACUGAGCACAGGUGCAAAGGCCAUGAUGGCAGACUUCUGUACCCAGGGAGCAGAGAUAUGCUGCAGAGCCUGUGGCGGACACGGAUACUCAAAGCUGAGUGGCCUGCCAUCACUAGUCACCAAAGUGUCAGCCUCCUGCACCUACGAGGGUGAGAACACAGUGCUGUACCUGCAGGUGGCCAGGUUUCUGGUGAAAAACUAUCUGCAGGCUCAGAUGUCUGCUGGAUCCACACCACAGAAGUCUCUUCCCCCAUCUGUUGCCUAUUUCACUGCAACUGACCUGUCCAGGUGCCCAGCCCAGAGGCCAGUCGACUUCCUCUGCCCAGAGCUCUACACCACAGCCUGGGCACAUGUGGCAAUCAGGCUCACAAAAGAUUCAGUACAUCAUUUGCAGACCCUGACGCAAUCUGGGGCGGACCAGCACGAGGCCUGGAACCAGAGCACUGUCAUACACCUCCAGGCUGCUAAGGCACACUGCUACUAUAUCUCUGUGAAGAGUUUUAGAGAAGCUCUGCAGAAACUAGAAAAUGAACCUGCAAUUCAUCAGGUGCUCAAACGCCUCUGUGACCUCCAUGCCUUACAUGGCAUCUUGACUAACUCAGGUGACUUUCUCCAUGAUGGCUUCAUGUCUGGGGCCCAAGUGGAUAUGGCAAGAAAGGCCUACCUGGACCUGCUCCCCCUGAUCCGGAAGGAUGCCAUCUUGUUAACUGAUGCUUUUGACUUCACUGAUCAGAGUUUAAAUUCAGCACUUGGCUGUUAUGAUGGAAAUGUCUAUGAACGUCUGUUCCAGUGGGCUCAGACGUCACCAACCAAUACUCAGGGGAACCCUGCCUAUGAGAAAUAUAUAAGACCGUUAUUACAAAGUUGGAGAUCCAAGCUAUGAAACAACCAACAGUAUCCAAGAAGCAAGCGACACCAGUGUGUGAUAAUGGUACUAUGGUACAUAAUUAAAAUUUUAUGUACACAUAUA
Otolemur garnettii (small-eared galago) is the source of this 2520-nucleotide messenger RNA. RefSeq names its product acyl-CoA oxidase 2 (gene ACOX2). Lineage: Eukaryota; Metazoa; Chordata; Mammalia; Primates; Galagidae. Gene Ontology annotation, cellular component: peroxisome. Bases 364 to 2433 code for a protein of 689 amino acids. Gene Ontology annotation, biological process: lipid homeostasis; very long-chain fatty acid metabolic process; fatty acid beta-oxidation using acyl-CoA oxidase. Gene Ontology annotation, molecular function: FAD binding; fatty acid binding. The transcript has 15 exons. The record is from RefSeq and is a predicted model, not a curated record.